ACUGUCGGAACUUUUACCGGCCGGGGACAGUUUCGGUUCGGAAUUUAUCAGCGGUAGAUCGUUGUUCGAGAAAAUGAGAAGGUGUGAGUUCCAGUUCUAGCAAUGUGACACAGGAAAGUUUUGAACAUGUCUGUGAUUAAGAAUUUGUUACUAUCGAUACUGGUACUGAAUGGAGCCGUGAGACUUGCGAAAUCAUUGGAAUUAAAUGAUUUACCGAAUUUGAUGAACGAGCAUGAACUGAGCUAUUACUUUGGAAGUGACCAUCGUGAAGAGUUACCUCUAUUUGAAUUAUUCUCCCCAAGUAGUGAGCCGUUGUUCCAGUCAGAAAAUCGCAAUACAAUUAGUGGAAAGCAAAGUGCAGUGCUAAAGAUCCCAUUUCAAGGCAACACAUUCAGCUUAAAUUUGCGUUCGCGAACAAAUCUAGUGACUAGAAAAACCAAAUUUGUGACCCGAACCGAGAAUGGAAGCUCGGAAGAAUAUCUCCAUCGUUCAACGAAUGAUUGCCACUACUUGCAUGUUGAUCAUGAGUCAUCUGCAGCAGUUACAAGUUGUGAUUUUCAAAAUUUUCACGGUAUCGUGUUCCUCCCGAACCAAACCCUGGAAAUUCAACCACUAAACAGUCGCCUUCGGAAUCUGAUUCCGCUAUUCAGUCAUUUUAUUGUGGAAUCGCAAAACCUUCACCUUGUCAAGAAAACAUCCCUGAAGGAUGUUAUCUAUGCGGAUGAUCUACUGAACCGCCAAAACCUGCUGAGCAUUGCCAACCGGUCCGACAUUCAUCUGCUCGGGGAUACUCUGGAGCAGAAAAACUACACCCUAGAGGAUCUCGAAGAACUCGAAGAUCUCAACGAACCAAGCCCCGCUGGAACGUCACGGCUGCGCAGGCUGACAAUCGAGCUGGGACUGUUCUUCGAUGAAGCCGCAUACCGAAUAUUCGCUCCCCACUUCGACAGCGAUGAUCUCAAACUGAAAGACUUUAUCCUGGCGUACGUUAAUGCAAUUCAAGCUCUCUACCACCAUCCUUCGCUUGGGAACCCAGUCGACAUCACCGUGGUUUAUUUGGAAAUAAUGAAACGGCAACCGAACGAUAUGCCCCACUACAGAGGAGAAAGAGAAUCUCUGCUGGAUUCAUUCUGCUUGUAUCAAAAUAAACUGAAUAAAGACGACGACAACGAUGCUAAUCAUUGGGAUUUGGCGUUGUACGUUUCCGGUCUGGAUUUCUAUGCGAUCGAGAAUGGAAGGAGAAAUGGUGUGACAAUGGGCCUGGCAACGGUGGGUGGCGUCUGUUUGGGGAAGUAUGCCUGCGUCAUAGCGGAAUUCGGUACGACAAGUGUUUUCGGGAAACCGUACCCGUCAGCUGGAUUCACGUCCGUCUAUGUGGCAGCGCACGAAAUUGGGCACAGUUUAGGAAUGCACCAUGACUCGGCGGGCAACAUAUGCGCAAAGGAUGGAUACGUUAUGUCUCCCUCGAGGGGAACGCAGGGUGAAACCAUAUGGUCAAGUUGCAGUGCGGCAGCUAUUCGCGAAUUGGCAUGGGCUGACUGUUUGUUUGAUGUACCGAUGAAGACGAAGAAAGAGUUGGAUGCAUGGAAGUUUCAAGGAUAUCCGGGACAGGUAUUCACCUCGAAAAAGCAGUGUGAGGUUUUGUUGAUAGAUAACGACGCCAUUGCCGUGCCGACAUCGGGUCUAGAACGAAUUUGCCAAAAUCUCCAAUGUCGAACGCCGCAUCGUACUGGCUUUUACUUCGCCGGACCGGCGCUGGAAGGAACCGACUGUGGUGAUAGCAAGUGGUGUAUUGGCGGAAGUUGUGUGAAGCAGAAGAAAAAACCCAUCAGCGUAGUUAAGGGAGGUUGGAGCGAUUGGGCCAGUGGAGACUGCAACUCGGGCUGCUUGGCGCGUUCGAAAGGGUUCCAGCAGCGAAGUAGGCGAUGUAACAACCCGAAACCGGUCAAUACGGAUGCUGGAUGUGAAGGGAGUGCAUAUGAUGUGGCCGUUUGCGACGACGAAAAGCUUUGCACGAAUAAGCGGCAACCGAUUGAAAUUUAUGCAAGUAUUAAAUGUAAGGAAUUCAGUAAGCUGCUGAACAGACUUGAUCCGGCUGGUCUAGGGAUUCAGGGCCCGUACGAUGGUUACAGACUUUGGAUGAGUUGCGCUAUCUAUUGUAAACGUGCGGACAGUGACGCCUAUUAUGCACCACGAUUUGAUUUGAACGAUCUCGGAGUGGAUUCUUAUUUCCCUGAUGGCACUUGGUGUUAUUCCGAAGGAUCAACAACCUAUUACUGCCAGCAGCACCAUUGCUUACCGGAGAAUUUUAAAACGUCCAAGAUUUCCAUUUGGGCCCUUACCGAGGAUAUCCCCAUCUCGGGCAAUGCCCUCCCAAUCCGAACGCACUAUCUGGACAACGAACUGUCCAACUAUCUCUCUAUAGACCGGUACCGAAGACCGCUGCUAAAGCAUUGGAAUUACCGUCCAACGCUACACGAAGACGAUGGGGAAUGGCCAGACCAUGAUUAUCUGGAGCUUCCCGAAGAAGUCAAAAAAGCCACCCACCGCCUACGAUAGCCUUUGGGUGGGUGCGCUUAUCACAUGACAUAAAAGCGAAUGACAUCAACCAUUCAUUACUCUCGCGUGAACAAACUCGCAAAUAUUCCUUUGUUAAAUAAAGUAAUUCAGCAGUCAAAUAUUUGGCUGCAUUUUUU
Messenger RNA from Ochlerotatus camptorhynchus, 2696 nucleotides. RefSeq names its product A disintegrin and metalloproteinase with thrombospondin motifs adt-2-like. Gene Ontology annotation, biological process: proteolysis; extracellular matrix organization. Gene Ontology annotation, molecular function: metalloendopeptidase activity. Gene Ontology annotation, cellular component: extracellular matrix. The transcript is spliced from 7 exons. The record is from RefSeq and is a predicted model, not a curated record. Bases 127 to 2559 code for a protein of 810 amino acids. NCBI's taxonomy places the organism in Eukaryota, Metazoa, Arthropoda, Insecta, Diptera, Culicidae.